CUUUCACCCUUCCUCCCUAUGCGUCUCUGCCGGUGACCUCAAUCGCCUCUCGUGAGGACCGGAGGACGGCCACUUUUGCAUCGGCGCCAUGACCAUGUCCCAGUACGCCGCGGAGCUCUGCGCGCUCCUUAUCGAGGACCAAUUUGGAGAUCUCUUCGCGCGCAUCUUCACCACUCUUCAACGCUAUGAACGGCUGCCGCUGCCCCGUCUGAAAUUUUACUCUCGCUUGACCGAACGUCAGCUACAUCAUGGACUGGCUGCUAUGAUUCAACACCACCUCGUUUUCCACUUUACCUCCCUCGAAGAUGGCAAUACCUACUAUGCCGCGAACCCCCAGGCUGCCUACUACCUCAUCCGCUCUGGCAAAAUCAUUCACUUGGUUGAGAGCCGACUCGGCGAAUAUGCGGCCCGGGUUAUGGAAACCAUUUUGUACUUGGGACAUGUACCCAUUAAACACCUCGAGACACUGCCCGACCUACGAUACCUAGCACCGCCCGCGGCUGCAAAUGGAGUGGUGAAAGAAGAAGAGCCGGGGGAAGAGCAAGAACCUCAAGAGCUUGAUAUGGAAGCAGGGAAAGAGACCAAUGGUGCCAAUGGGGACCAUGCCGAGGAGGUUCUGCAAAAACCAGCACCUCUCCAUUCCACCCUAAAAGCACUUGCGUCGCACGGCUAUAUAAUCCGUGUGAAAGAUGCGCAUUUCCAGAGUCCCGAAGACAACUACAUCGAGGCUCACAAGGCUGCUUCAAACCGGUCUGACAUUAAGAUGCUCAAGGGAAAGAGGCUGACGGAGGAAUUGCUACAAAAGACUGAGGAGAUUCUUCGGGAACGCACAGAUGGUGACCUUUCAGAAGGAUUGAUGGUCAACGGCUUGCCUCGCGGUGUGAAGAGGAAGAUUGCCAAUGGCGUCCCCGAGUCGGCCAGCAAGUGGCGCCAAACGGACCACAAUGGAACCAACGGGAACCAUGCAGACGACGAUGAAGAGAAUGACUGGUCCGAGGACGAAGACGGACUUGACAAUAUCCCGAUGGAGCCCAGUCUGGUCCUUCGAGUAAACUACGAAAAACUAGAUGUGGCCCUACGAAACGCCCGCUUCGUCGACAUGGCCCGGGACGACGCUGCCCCCGCUACAGCAGAAGUCUACGAAACCCUCCUCCGCCGUAUCGAAUAUGUCACCAAACGCUGCCGCGACACAACCGAGAUUCCCCGCGAAGGCGAGGAAGGUGAACAAUUCUCCAUCCCAAUCGAGACAUACAAAAUCGUCAGCGACGUCGAUCCCCACCUAGAUCUAUCAGGCUGCAUGGGACCUUUAAACCCGGCCUCAGCAUCCGUAAACCGGCGCGGCAAGCGACCUCUCGAAAACGGAGUCAACGGUGACAACCACUACGAUGACAACGAGGAAGAGGACAACGCAGACGACGACGACGACGUCAGCCGCGCCUACGAAAUCAACCAACACCUCCAACUCCUCGAACAAGCCCCACACAACCUCGCCUCGCACGUCCGCCUCUCAGACGGGAUCAAAUGGCGCGUCGGGUUCCGCGGUCUAGCCCGUAAACUACGACACCUGGAACUAGAACGGCUCGUGGAAAUGCGCUACGGCGACGUCGCCCUCCGUGUCCUCCGCGUCCUCCACGCAAAAGGCAAACUCGACGAAAAACGUCUCCAGGAAAUCUCCCUCCUCCCCUUCAAAGACCUCCGCCAGACCCUCGCAAGCAUGCAAGCAGGCGGGUUCGUCGAUCUACAAGAAGUCCCCAAAGACGCGCAGCGCCAACCCUCGAAAACGAUCUUCUUGUGGUACUUUGAUCCGGAUCGUGUGUGCAGCAGUGUCCUCGAGGAUACAUACAAGGCCAUGUCUCGAACCCUGCAACGGAUCAAAUUCGAGCGUAAUUUGCGCAGGGAUUUCCUUGAUAAGACUGAACGCAGUGAUGUCAAGGGUAAUGAGGAGCGGUGGUUGAGUGAGGGGGAGUUGGAGCAGUUACAGCGGUGGAGGAAUAUGGAGGCUAUUUUGUUGGGGGUUGUUUCUCGUUUGGAUGAUAUGGUUGCUGUGUUCCGGGACUUUUAAGAGAAGGUGAAAAGAAUUUUCUUUUCUUUUGCAUUCAUGAGCGAUGAGAUUUAUUAGGUGUGUCCCCAAGGGUUGGGAUACUUGAGUAUUCUAGCACCAUCUUUAUAAUCGAGGGUGUUAUCUUGUGCCAUA
Messenger RNA from Penicillium subrubescens, 2194 nucleotides. RefSeq lists its product as uncharacterized. Gene Ontology annotation, biological process: DNA-templated transcription. The transcript has 4 exons. NCBI's taxonomy places the organism in Eukaryota, Fungi, Ascomycota, Eurotiomycetes, Eurotiales, Aspergillaceae. The record is from RefSeq and is a predicted model, not a curated record. Gene Ontology annotation, cellular component: RNA polymerase III complex. The coding region runs from base 89 to 2062 and encodes 657 amino acids. Gene Ontology annotation, molecular function: single-stranded DNA binding.